CCCUCAGUGCGAGCUCCGGCAGCGCCAGAGCGGCACCGCAGCGCUCCGCAGGCUUCAGCCCGUCCGCCCCUCGGAAUCGCGCUUUCCGCCCGCCUGGCAGCAUGAAAGCCUUCAGCCCUGUGCGGUCCGUCAGGAAAACCGGCCUCUCGGAGCACAACCUGGGCAUCUCUCGGAGCAAGACCCCCGUGGAUGACCCCAUGAGCCUGCUGUACAACAUGAACGACUGCUACUCCAAGCUGAAGGAGCUGGUGCCCAGCAUCCCGCAGAACAAGAAAGUGAGCAAGAUGGAAAUCUUGCAGCACGUCAUCGACUACAUCCUGGACCUGCAGAUCGCCUUGGACUCGCACCCCAGCAUCGUCAGCCUGCACCACCAGAGACCCGGGCAGAACCCUUCCUCCAGAACUCCUCUGACCACCCUCAACACAGACAUCAGCAUCCUCUCGCUACAGGCGUCCGAGUUCCCCUCAGAGCUCAUGUCAAGCGAAAGCAAAGCACUUUGUGGCUAAAUCUAACGGUGUUCCACUGAUGAGAUUUUUUUUUUUUUUUUUGCACAAGAAAAUGUCUACAGGAUUUUUUUUUUUUUUGAGGUGCUGAAUUUAUUUUUCAGCUGUAUAUCUGGAGGGGGAAAUCCACGUUCAAGUAAAAGGACCUUUAAAAUUAAUAAAGAAGAAAAAAUCAAGAUUGAUCUUUAUUCCCCACCCCAUUUUUCAACUUGGACUGAACCUAGUUAUUUAUGAAGAGACUCUUAAAUACCCUUUCCCUAGUUGGAAGGCUUCCUUUAUAUACUAUUCCCAACGUGGGGAGCGAAACAAAAAUCUCACAAGGAGUUGCCCAUUUUAAAGCAGACUUUGCCUUUUUUUCCAAAGGUGGAGCGUGAGUACCAGAAGGAUCCAGUGUUCAGUUUUUUAGGAAAGUCUGUGGUCAGAAAUUACCUUUUUGACACAAACCUAGGACUGAAUGCUGUGUAUAUAUUUAUAUAUAAAUAUAUAUAUGAGUGAAACCUUGUGAACUCUUUAAUUAGAGUUUUCUUGUAUAGUCGCAGAAAUAUACAUUUCUGCAAAAAGUGUAAUGAUGUACCUAAUCAUGCUAAACUUUUUAUAAAAGUUUAGUUGUAAACUUAACCCUUUUUAUACAAAAUAAAUCAAGUGUGUUUAUUGAA
Messenger RNA from Corvus hawaiiensis (hawaiian crow), 1159 nucleotides. RefSeq names its product inhibitor of DNA binding 2 (gene ID2). The transcript has 3 exons. Lineage: Eukaryota; Metazoa; Chordata; Aves; Passeriformes; Corvidae. Gene Ontology annotation, molecular function: transcription regulator activity; protein dimerization activity. Gene Ontology annotation, cellular component: cytoplasm; nucleus. Gene Ontology annotation, biological process: cell differentiation; circadian regulation of gene expression; negative regulation of transcription by RNA polymerase II. The record is from RefSeq and is a predicted model, not a curated record. Bases 102 to 506 code for a protein of 134 amino acids.